AUGACUAAUGCUCUUACAUCCAAAAAUAAAAUUGAAUUUAUUGAUGGCACUAUCCUGAAAUCUGAGAAAACUGAUUCUAAUUUCAAGGCAUGGCAACGAUGCAAUACCUAUGUAGUUGCUUGGAUUAAUCUUUUCCUUAGUCCAGAAAUCUAUCAGAGUGUUCUUUGGAACAACAUAAGUUACGAAUUAUGGAAUGACCUUAAGCAUCACUACUAUCAGGGUGAUAGGUUUCGAGUAGCUGAAUUGAAUGAGGAGAUUUAUGCAUUAAAACAAGGAGAUUUGUCUGUUACAGCUUAUUUUGCCAAACUGAAAAAUCUCUGUGAAGAGAUUGAUGAUUUUAGAAGUAUACCUGGUUGCAAUUGUGUUAAAUGUGAAUGUGGCUUAGGCAUUGUUAGGCAACACAGGGAAGAGGACAGAGUCACCAAAUUUUUGCGUGGUCUUGGAGAGCAAUAUUCCACUGUUAAGUCACAGGUUAUGUUAAUGGAUAAUUUGCCUAGUGUGAAUAGAAUUCUGUCAAUGAUCACUCAGCAAGAAAGGCAGCUGUUCAACUUUGAUAAUGCUUUAGAUGCUAAGAUUCUGGCAGCCUCUUCUCAGCCUGACAACAAAGGAUACAUUGUGGAUAACUGCUAUAAGAAGCAUGGUUAUCCACCUAACUUCAAACCCCGGUUUGAGAAAAAGUCUCCUGUCCUCAAUUGUAUAACUGCAGCAGACAAUCCUGAAGAUGAAAAUGAUGACUUCAGUGUUUCACAAUUGGUUAGAGGUGAACCAACCAUUAAUGAAUUCACUCCAGAGUAA
Molecule: messenger RNA, 795 nt
Organism: Arachis ipaensis
Lineage: Eukaryota; Viridiplantae; Streptophyta; Magnoliopsida; Fabales; Fabaceae
Source: RefSeq, a predicted model, not a curated record